This is a messenger RNA of Vanderwaltozyma polyspora DSM 70294, 2847 nucleotides long. RefSeq names its product trifunctional formate-tetrahydrofolate ligase/methenyltetrahydrofolate cyclohydrolase/methylenetetrahydrofolate dehydrogenase ADE3 (gene ADE3). The transcript has a single exon. Lineage: Eukaryota; Fungi; Ascomycota; Saccharomycetes; Saccharomycetales; Saccharomycetaceae. The coding region runs from base 1 to 2847 and encodes 948 amino acids. Gene Ontology annotation, cellular component: cytosol. Gene Ontology annotation, biological process: tetrahydrofolate interconversion. The record is from RefSeq and is a predicted model, not a curated record. Gene Ontology annotation, molecular function: formate-tetrahydrofolate ligase activity; ATP binding; methylenetetrahydrofolate dehydrogenase (NADP+) activity.
AUGACUGGUGAGAUUAUAGACGGUAAGAACAUUGCCCUAACCAUUCGUGGUGAAAUUGCUGAUGAGGUUGCUGCAUUGAAGGCUAAGAACCCUGCUUUUAAACCACAUCUAGCAAUUGUUCAAGUUAGUGAUAGAAAAGAUUCAUCAACUUAUGUGCGUAUGAAAUUGAAAGCUGCUGAAGCUGCUGGUAUCCUUGCAUCCUAUAUCCAUUUACCUGAGGCAACUUCAGAACAAGAAUUGCUAUCUAGGGUUGAUAUGUUGAAUGAGGACCCUACCAUUCAUGGUAUCAUUGUACAAUUACCACUACCAUCUCAUAUCGACGAAGACAAGGUCACAUCUGCUGUCAUGGCUAAAAAAGAUAUCGAUGGGUUUGGUCCUGUCAAUAUUGGUGAAUUAAAUAAGAAAAAUGGUCAUCCUUACUUCCUUCCAUGUACUCCAAAGGGUAUCGUCGAGUUGUUGAAGAGAUCUAAUGUCACUAUUGCAGGUUCCAAAUCUGUAGUAAUUGGUAGAUCUGAUAUUGUAGGUUCACCAGUGGCAGCACUUUUGAAAUCAUUGGACUCUACAGUCACGAUUUUGCAUUCUAGAACCCUAGAUAUCCCAUCUUAUUUGAAGGAUGCUGAUAUCAUAGUUGUAGCUAUUGGUAAACCAGAAUUUGUAAAAGGUGAAUGGCUAAAAGAAAACAAGAGAAACCCAGUCGUCAUCGAUGUUGGCACUAAUUUUGUAGAUGAUGCUACCAAGAAAUCUGGUUACAGAUAUGUUGGUGAUGUUGAAUUUAAUGAAGCAAUUAAAUACGUUAAGUUAAUUACUCCUGUUCCAGGUGGUGUUGGUCCAAUGACUGUUGCCAUGUUAAUGGAAAAUACCUUAAUAGCAGCCAAAAGAGAAUUGGAAACUGGUGGUAAGCUAUGUGAAUUUAAGCCACUUCCACUAAAAAAAUUGAAGCCAGUUCCUUCUGACUUCGAAAUUUCAAGAGUACAGAAACCAAAAGAUAUCUCACGAAUUGCCUUAGAGGCUGGUAUUUUGCCAUCUGAACUAGAACCAUAUGGAGCUACUAAGGCAAAGGUGAAUUUGAAAUUGUUGGACCGUUUGAAGGAUAGAGAACAUGGUAAAUAUAUUUUAGUGACUGGUAUUACACCAACUCCUUUAGGUGAAGGUAAGUCAACCACUACCGUAGGCUUAGCUCAAGCUUUGGGUGCCCAUUUAAAGAAAACAACUUUUGCUAAUGUUCGUCAGCCUUCCAUGGGUCCAACCUUUGGUAUUAAAGGUGGUGCUGCCGGCGGUGGCUACUCUCAAGUCAUUCCAAUGGACGAAUUUAACUUACAUGUCACUGGUGAUAUCCAUGCAAUUUCCAUUGCCAAUAACUUACUAGCUGCUGCUAUCGAUACUAGAAUGUUCCAUGAAUCCACUCAAAAGGAUGCUGCUUUCUAUAAGAGAUUGGUUCCUUCAAAGAACGGUGUUAGAAAAUUCACUCCUACAAUGUUGAGAAGAUUAAAGAAGUUGGGUAUUGACAAAACAAACCCAGAUGAUUUAACUGACGAAGAAAUUUCAAGAUUUGCUAAGCUAAAUAUUGAUCCUGAGUCUAUUACUUGGAGAAGAGUUGUUGAUUGUAAUGAUAGAUUCUUAAGAGGCAUAACAGUAGGUGAAGCUCCAACAGAACGUGGUUUUACAAGAAAUACUGGUUUUGAUAUAUCUGUUGCUUCAGAAUGUAUGGCCAUCUUAGCAUUAUCAACUUCCUUAUCAGACAUGAGAGAACGUUUAGGUAAAAUCGUUAUAGCAUCUUCAAAAACUGGCGAACCAAUUACCUGUGAAGAUAUUGGUUGCGCUGGUGCUAUGACUGCUUUAUUAAAAGACACAAUCAAGCCAAAUAUUAUGCAAACUUUAGAAGGUACUCCAGUGUUUGUCCAUGCAGGUCCAUUUGCUAAUAUUUCGAUUGGAGCCAAUUCUAUUUUAGCAGACAAGAUGGCUUUAAAAUUGGCUGGUGUUGAUCCAGAAUUACCAGAAGACAUCAAACGUGAAAAUGUUGGUUACGUCAUUACCGAAGCUGGUUUCGACUUUACUAUGGGUGGUGAGAGAUUUUUGAAUAUCAAGAGUCGUGCCUCUGGCUUGAUUCCAGAUGUUGUUGUCAUUGUUGCUACUGUAAGAGCAUUAAAGGUUCAUGGCGGUGGCCCAGAAGUUAAAGCUGGUAUGCCAUUACCAGCCGAGUAUUCUAAUGAAAAUGUUGAACUAUUGAGGAAAGGUUGUGCUAACCUUGCUAAGCAUAUUGGCAACGCCAAGCAAUAUAAUUUGCCAGUUGUUGUUGCUAUUAACAAAAUGUCAUCAGAUACAGAUCUUGAACAUCAGGUUAUAAGAGAAGAGUCCUUGAAAGCUGGUGCCUCCGAUGCCAUUGUUUCCAACCAUUGGGAAGAAGGUGGUGAAGGUGCCAUUGACUUGGCUAAGGGCAUAAUCAAGGUAACGAACGAAGAAAGUAACAAAGAUUUUGAAUUUUUAUACAAAACAGAAGGUUUAAGUGUUGAAGAAAAAAUCACAGCGGUUGCCCAAAAGAUGUAUGGUGCAAAAGAUGUUGAAUUUACAGAGGAAGCCCAAAGGAAAAUCAAUUUAUAUAAAGAACAAGGUUUUGGCGACUUACCGGUCUGUAUUGCCAAGACUCAAUACUCAUUAUCUCAUGAUGCCAACUUGAAAGGUGUUCCAACUGGUUUUACUUUCCCAAUUAGAGACGUCAGGGCUUCUAUUGGUGCUGGCUACUUGUAUGCAUUGGCUGCCGAAAUCCAAACUAUUCCAGGUUUACCAACCCAUUGUGGUUUUAUGAAUGUUGAGGUGAAUGAAGAUGGUGAAAUUGACGGUAUGUUCUGA